CACAAGAGUUUUUUUAUCCAAAUUGAUGGACAAAAUUAAUUGUUCUAACGAAAUACUUUUAAAUAUUUGAAAUAUCAAGAAAAUUUUUUUAUUUAAGAUUUUGUGAUUGACUUUUUUAUGCAUAAAGAUGCUUUUUGCAUGUUAUUUUUUUCCUUCGCACAAAGUCCAAUAUAAUACUGCAAUUUUUUGCUCUACAAUAAGAGAAAGGAAAAGAAAGAAAAGAAGGCAGAAUAAAGAUCAUAAAUAAAUUUUAUCAUUAUUUUGCUCAAUAAAUUAUAUACAUUAUUCCAUUUUAAUUAUCUUCUUCACUUUUUUCAAGAAUUCACAAUAUCUUAGAUUUUAUAAAAUUAUUUUUCCUUUUCUUUAAGUUGCUCUACAACAAUAAUCCUUCAAUCAAAUAUUCUUUUUCCAAAAAUAAUUCAUUAUUUUUACACAAUAACAGACAUUUUGAAUAUUUUUUUCCUUUAUGAAUGAAAAAAGGAAGCGAAAAGUUUACUUCCGAUUUAGCAGUUACACGAUUGGAUGCCAGAUCGCCCAGAUUACUUUCGUAAUCACAAUUCGUUGGAAAUUUAAAUGACAAGUUUAAAUGAUAAGUGAAAUGCCAGUUCUGAUUAAAAAGAAAUUGAUUGAUAAUUUAUAUAUUUAAUUUAUUGUCUUAUUCUACGUUUUGGAUUCUAUUAAAAUUUUAUCUAAGAAAUAUGAUAUCCAUAGCAAAAUUUCAAAUUCCUAUCGAAUGGUCAUCAAAAACUCUUGGCGAUAUGUAUCCCCAUGAUUUGCAAUUGUAUCAAAAUGUUCCGUUUGGAGAGAUAAUGCUAGACGAAUUGCAAGAAAUAUGUGAAACACGGCUUAAAGUUCUUACUUUGGUAGAACGUAUACAUUUAGAAAAAUUGACAAUGUCUGUGUCACAACGAAAAGCUGCCUUGGUCAAAGAAUUGCACAAGGAAGGCAUAAAUGAAUUUGCAAGGCUGAUUAAUGGUCCUGGAUGUAAAUCACAUACAGAUGAGGAUAUACGUAUCAGAAGAAAAGAUCAUAUAUCUCAUUUUGUAUUAAGAUCUGUAGUUGCCUUCAAUGCACUUAAAAAACGCUGGUUUUUUAAGCAAGAAACAAGAUUGUUCAAAUGGAGAUUUUCUUCAUUAAAUAACAAAGGACUCAAGCAGUUUAUGCGCAUUAAUAACUUUGAUUUUACACCUAUCAGUCAAAGUGAAAAAGAAGAUAUCAAGGAAUAUCUUCAAAUGUCUUCUUCGCAUGUUAGUAACAUUGAUAUUAUACAAUUUUACAAAGUGCUUUUCAUUCAUGUAACUAGUUUAGUUAAGAAACGCAAAGUUUUCAUUAUGAAUGGUGAAGCUUUUGUACCUGAAGGAGAAAUAGCAUUUAUGUUUGUGCCAUAUUUUAAAAGGACUCUAAUAUCAAGUUUUGAAGCUGCACGUGAAGAUAGAGCUAAUUUAUAUAAUGAUGAAAGGUUCAUUAAUAUUUUUGCCAAUUUAGAAAAUAAUAUUCAUAUUGAGAGUAAUAUACUAGUACAGGAUCAAGAGAUACAAAAAUAUGUGUCACUUGAUCAGUUGGAUAAGCUUUCAGAUAGCUCUUACCCUCUUUGUAUGAGAGUGCUUCACAAAGCACUAAGAAAGAAUCAUCAUCUUACACAUGGUGGUAGAAUACAAUACGGUUUGUUUCUAAAGGGUAUAGGAAUUUCUUUGUCCGAUGCAAUGAUCUUAUGGAAGAAUGAAUUCACAAAAAUAAUGGACGAGGCAAUGUUUAACAAAGAGCACAGCUACCAAGUAAGAUUUGUCUUUGGACAAGAAGGUAGUCGACGAGAUUAUCAACCCUUUACAUGUCUAAAAAUUAUGGAAUCGAUUGUUGGACCUAGAGAUUAUCACGGAUGUCCUUUUAAACAUAUGCUGCAGGAUAUACUUGAAGAUGAACUUACUAACUGUGGUUUUAAUGCAUUGGAAAGAUCAACAAUAAUGAAGUUAUCAAAAAAUGGCCAAUAUUCUGCAGCAUGUAACAAGUAUUACGAAAUUAAACAUAAUUGUUUUAAUGACACCUUGUUUACACAUCCAAAUAUAUAUUUUAAUAAAAGUGUGAAACAUCAUACCUCCUAUCACUAUCAUGGUUUGGAUUUGGAAACAGAAGAUGCAUAUCAUCAAUUAUCAAACAAAAUACAAACAUCUGAAGAAGCUGGUUACUAUAAGGAUUAUUGAAAAUUAUAUUUCAUAUUGUCAACAGAGAAAGAGCAAAUAGCAAUUUUUAUAAAUCUUUAAUUAUAAAUAUAUAUAUAAAUACUGAUUUAUUUAAAAUAUUAUUAUAAACUAAAAUAUUAUUAUUUUGAGA
This is a messenger RNA of Cataglyphis hispanica, 2328 nucleotides long. Its product is annotated as DNA primase large subunit-like. NCBI's taxonomy places the organism in Eukaryota, Metazoa, Arthropoda, Insecta, Hymenoptera, Formicidae. Gene Ontology annotation, biological process: DNA replication, synthesis of primer. The record is from RefSeq and is a predicted model, not a curated record. The transcript has 7 exons. The coding region runs from base 699 to 2198 and encodes 499 amino acids. Gene Ontology annotation, cellular component: alpha DNA polymerase:primase complex.